Molecule: messenger RNA, 1314 nt
Organism: Durio zibethinus
Lineage: Eukaryota; Viridiplantae; Streptophyta; Magnoliopsida; Malvales; Malvaceae
Gene: RAD51
Product: RAS associated with diabetes protein 51
Biological process (GO): mitotic recombination; reciprocal meiotic recombination; DNA strand invasion
Cellular component (GO): condensed nuclear chromosome
Molecular function (GO): ATP hydrolysis activity; ATP-dependent DNA damage sensor activity; double-stranded DNA binding
Source: RefSeq, a predicted model, not a curated record
GACCUUUGUGAAGAAAAUACUGAAGGUGGUAAUUCUAUUGAAUGAUAAUGUGGAUCCUUUUGCCUGUAUAUGUCAUGAUGCUUGGGCCUCUGAACAGAUCCUGGGGUGGUAUAGUAAGCGGCAAAUGGAACAGCAGAGAAACCAGAAGAUGGUUCAACAACAACAACAACAACAAGAGGAGCUUGAGGAGAUGCAACAUGGCCCGUUCCCUGUCGAGCAACUUCAGGCAUCGGACAUUGCAUCCCUGGACGUAAAGAAGCUUAAGGAUGCAGGUCUUUGCACGGUCGAAUCUGUUGCUUACACCCCAAGGAAAGAUCUUCUUCAGAUCAAAGGAAUUAGUGAAGCUAAAGUUGACAAGAUCAUGGAAGCAGCUUCCAAACUGGUUCCGUUGGGUUUCACCAGUGCUAGCCAGCUCCAUGCUCAGAGGUUCGAGAUAAUUCAGAUAACAUCUGGGUCAAGUGAACUUGAUAAAAUUUUGGAAGGUGGAAUUGAGACAGGAUCCAUUACUGAGAUAUAUGGUGAGUUCCGUUCUGGAAAGACGCAGCUCUGUCAAACAUUGUGCGUCACAUGUCAACUUCCAUUAGAUCAAGGAGGCGGUGAGGGAAAAGCAAUGUACAUAGAUGCUUAAGGGACAUUCAGACCACAAAGACUCUUACAGAUAGCGGAGAGGUUUGGACUGAAUGGUGCUGAUGUCUUGGAGAAUGUGGCCUAUGCUAGAGCAUAUAACACUGAUCAUCAGUCUAGGCUUUUGCUUGAAGCAGCUUCAAUGAUGGUGGAAACAAGAUUCGCCCUUAUGAUAGUAGAUAGUGCUACUGCCCUCUACAGAACAGAUUUUACUGGCAGGGGUGAACUCUCUGCCUGACAAAUGCAUCUUGCAAAAUUCCUCAGAAGCCUUCAGAAGUUGGCAGAUGAGUUUGGUGUGGCUGUUGUAAUUACAAACCAAGUAGUUGCCCAAGUGGAUGGUUCGGCAAUCUUUGCUGGACCUCAAAUUAAGCCUAUUGGUGGUAACAUCAUGGCUCAUGCUUCCACAACAAGACUGACUCUCCGGAUGGGAAGAGGGGAGGAGCGCAUUUGUAAAGUAAUAAGCUCGCCUUGCUUGGCUGAGGCUGAAGCUCGAUUUCAGAUUUCUCCAGGAGGUGUUGCUGAUGUCAAGGACUGACCCACUGUGUUUUUUUAUUCUUGGACCAUAUUUGGUCCUACUUCUAAUUUUGGAACAUAUGAUGUAACAAUUAGGAAAUAUUUUGUUAAAUACUGUUUUAUAGUUUUUAUCAUAUUAUUUUUAAAAGUAUUUUUUGGAAUUGUUAAACAACUUCU